UUUUUUGAAGUUAUGGCUCUUCGUGGUGAAACCAAUUUAUUUACACCUUGUCAAGCUAUUGGCCUUUACUGUUCUAAAGUUCCCCCAGCCUUCACCUAUUCAACCCCUAAUGCAGAAGAUACUGACGGAAAUAUUGCCUGUGCCAUAGAAAAUCAAUGCGUUUUUUAUUCAAGCAAGAAUCUUCAUUUUACUUCAGUAUGCCCUCCUGUUGAUACAGAAAUUACUGCGGUUGCAGCUGAUAUGGAAAGAACUUAUGUUGCUUUUGGUUUUUGUGUGGCAAUUAUUAGUAAUCAUUUUUCAAAGAUUGAACGUCGCUUAAUUAUCGGAAAUGGUGGUCCAAAAAUGCUUCUAUCAUUUACCGAUAUUUUAGUUGUUGUUGAUAAGGGCAACACAAUAAACGUUUAUAACACAGAAGAUGGUCAUUUAAUCGUUCAACUCGAAAGUUCUUCAUCUUUUAAUAUUACUUCAAUUUUGCAUCCGGACAAUUAUUUAAACAAGAUUUUGGUAGGCUCUUCCGAUGGUCGUAUGCGUAUUUGGAAUUUAAGAAGUGGAAAAUUAAUUUAUGAAUUUGAUUCUUUGGGUGAUGAUACAACAGCGAUUAAUGUAUUAGAACAAUCACCAGUAAUUGAUGUUGUUGGAAUUGGAAUGUCUAAUGGGAAAAUUAUUUUGAAAAAUAUUAAAUUUGAUACUUUAAUAUGUUCAUUCCGUCAAACUGGAGAAAUUACUGCGUUGGCUUUUAGGUUAAAAUUUUUUUUUUUAUUUUUAUUAUAA
Meloidogyne enterolobii is the source of this 771-nucleotide messenger RNA. Lineage: Eukaryota; Metazoa; Nematoda; Chromadorea; Rhabditida; Meloidogynidae. The record is from the annotation of a GenBank genome assembly.